GCUUCACCAGCAUCAGCAAGAUACUGCUUCUGAUCAAAAUAUCAGGAGUCUGAAAUAAGUAAGGAUGUCCAACAAUAACCAUUUGGUUUUCCAUCCUUACAAUCAAAGACCAAACCACUUAUAAAAUAAAUUAUUUUCAUAAGGCGCGUUCACGAAAGAAAUGAUUACUUAAACAAAAAUAAAGUUAUUAUUAUCCUGUGGUAAUACAAAAUUAUUUACUACCUUAUUUCAUACAACUAAGUCAUACUGUUUGUUAUUAUGAUGGGGUGUAAGAAACUAGAAUCUUGACCUACAUAUUUCCGAAAUCAGCUGCGUUAACGUCACAACGACGUCUUGAUCGCAAUCGAACUACACAUUGUGGACUUUAGUCCCGUCAACGUCUUCGCGAAAAAGUGCUAAUAUUUUGAAUAAAACCAAUCUUUGGACAGAACCAUAGUUUCACUUUACAAGCACAGCUGAUUUCACUGAUCUGAAUUUUCACAACCAAAGAUUGAAGGAUGUCGUCUCCUAGUCCAGGAAAGAAAAGAAUGGACACAGAUGUUGUCAAAUUAAUCGAGAGUAAGUACGAAGUGACAAUACUAGGUGGUUUAAACGAGCUUAUGGUAAAAUUCUUUGGACCUCCAGAAACUCCAUACGAGGGUGGGAUUUGGAAGGUUCGUGUUGAUCUUCCCGAACGAUAUCCUUUCAAAUCUCCCUCAAUUGGAUUCAUGAACAAAAUAUUCCACCCGAAUAUUGAUGAAGCGUCUGGUACAGUUUGUCUUGAUGUCAUAAACCAACAAUGGUCUGCUCUUUAUGACUUAACCAAUAUUUUUGAGUCUUUCUUGCCACAGCUUUUAGCAUAUCCAAAUCCUACAGAUCCACUUAAUAGCGAUGCUGCUUCUUUGUUUAUGUUCAAACCCUCAGAGUAUGUCACAAAAGUAAAAGGUUAGUUGUUCUGAUUCAUGCUUAAAAUUCGGUUGUUAUUCAUGUCUUCUUAUUUUGGUAUAAUGUUUGGCCAAGCGCAUUGUUUUGGAUACGGUAGAACGUCUCAAAAUAGUCCAGGAGCACUAAAAUCUGUGCCUAGGUCAAAUGGGUUUAUAAUUUUACUGUUUUUAGUAGAGUAGUAGCCUUUCACAGAAUUCACCAUCCCUCCAUUUUUAAGUUACCCAUGGGUUAGUCGUAUGCAUUGCAUUUCCCUAAGAGUAUACAGCUCGACUUCUAGUAUAUUUAUGGUAUAUGCUGUGUAUAUUUGCUUAGAAGGUAGCUUUAAUUUGUAAUGGAAAUAUAGUAGUAAAUCUAAAAUUCUGAACUGACAUUCACAUAAUGUAUUAAAUAUAAGUACGUGAUAGGGAAAAUGGUUUAAGUUUGUUCAGCUGGAAGCACACCUAGUCUUACGUAUUUCUUAUUUUCGAUGUCUAUAGUUGUUGUAAAACACGUCGUUCUACUUCAAGACUAUGGUUUAUUUAUACUGGAUAUUGUGGGUCGUUUUGAUAAGUGAUUGCUCUGUCUACCAAUACUUAAAAUCUUUUGUGACAAAAGCCAUCAUCGGCAGAAUUAUUUUAAACGGCUUAAAAAUAUGCAUCUUGUAUACUUUCCUACAAUAAACCAGACAUCGGUUGUUAGGACUAAACGAGAAGUGUGUGCAUAAACGGCCGUGUUUCGAUACAUUUCUGCUGCUAGAGUAUGUCAACUAUCUUAUUUAAUAGUAUGUAAUAAUUUCUUCGAAUGAUUAUCCCGGAAUUUCGGCUUAUCAAUAUAUCAGUGGGUAAGCUGAUAAUUUUGCAACGACCAGCUGAGAGAGUUCAUUGUGCAUGAAAAACACAAGUUGACCAAUAUUUUUCAGAUAACUGCUUAGUUGUUGUUCUUGUUAAUAUAUAGCGAUAUCUUAAUGAUAUGCAGCGUAAAAACCAUUAGAUAACCAUAAAGUUUUUCAAUACAUCGUAAUCUUCAUUUCUCUUCGCGGAUAUACAUAUUGCAGUUCACAAAAUUUGUAAAUUCAGUUUAUUAUGGUACCUUUUAUUAAUUAGCCUUGUUUGUUAUGUAAACCGAUACCCGCUUAAUUUUUUUUGUUGAAAAGAACGUGUUUUGGUAUGCGUAAUGUUAAGUUACUGUAGAUCCUCUAGUUUUUCUUGAUCAUCUUUUCUCAAUGUAGUAGGCAACUCAACCAGAUUAACCGUAAACGAACUUUCAUCACAAAAAGCCAAUAUUUUUUACUAUCUGCUAACUUGUGGUUCAAAGGAAAUAUUGUACUGUAUGUGAAAGAAGUAGCAAUAAUUCUCUGUCUAAUACUUUGCAUCUGUGAGGACAGUUAGGGGCAGAGGGCAGACAUACAUCGUAGUGCCUGACAGAAAUAUACAUAAGCUCGAACUCUAUAUAUUUUGUUUCAGGAAGGUGAAAAGAAAUGUAUUGAAAAACAAUGAAGAUAGUCAAUAAGUUCUUGAACGACUCCCCACUAACGAUUUUUACGUGUUUUUGCUCUUUCAUGUGGUUCAUAAGGUCUUUAUUGUACAUAAGCUUUUUCUUGCACCAUCAAUGCACCUUAAAGACUGUAUGUAAGAGAUUUCUCUCGGAAUUAGGAUUUAACAUGUCGAAUCACGUAAUUUUUUCUUUGGAUCCUAAAACCAUCUCCCAUAGUUUUAUGUGAACUAUGAUUCGUCUACUGAGUUCUAAAUCUCUAGCUAUCUGUUGUAAACUCCGAUUGACAGGCAUUGAUUUCAAUAUCUCACUCUUUCAUUAUGAAUGAGUUGCCGAAACAAAAUUGAAAAAAGAUCUGUGUAUUGUAUAAAUUUACCACUUAAUUUAGUGAUACCCAUUUAACAAAUAGUUUCACGAAAUGUUAGCUUCAUCAUUUUAAAAAUUCUUCCCUGUUAGAAGCACUUAAAAGAUAUAUGUAUUAAUCUUUGAAAAGUCAAACAUAUAUAAAUUUACUUUCAUAAAUAAUUCUAUGACUAAGAAAAAAGAGAGUACUAUCUAUUUUGUAGCAAUUCGCUGUAUCAGUUCUAGAUGCAACUGGUUAACGUAUUUAUUUAUUUGAACACAAACACUGGUUCAAGGAGGCACCAAAUAUAUAUGUACUACACAAGUCACUUGAUUUGUGUGUGGGCUGUGGUACUGCCUGGGUGCCCAAACCGAAGCAGGUGGUUUUCUCAGGGAGACACUCGUAGCCUUCGAUCGAAAGGUCUGAUCCAUAAGACGGUGGAGCAACGUCAGGAGAUGCAGUCCCAUGGUAGCUGGUGACCAACGAUUGGUUCAUACUCCAUUCGUUGCUUCCGGAUACUGGAGCCCAUGUGCACUAUUGGUUUGCAAUCAGGGUUUUCUAGCUCCCCUAGGUGGAUCCUCCAUAUCCACCAACUUGGUUAAAGCGCCGGACGUUCGCUUUUCAUCCUCUCAAUUUCGUAAACAACACCCCCACCACGCGAAGGCAGUGAGUAGGACUUCCCUGGAAGUGGCUGUAUAUUCAUGGCCAUGUGAGAGCAUCUGCAGAGGGAGAGCUGACUCUCCUCACCAUCGACCGUACCAGGGCAUUUGGGGGCAACUCUUUAGCGAUGUAAUUUUCAACUUUACUAGACAUUAAAAUAACAUCCUUAGUCGCAAAUAUGCACUAAUUGAAGUACUUAUACCCAUGUAUAUAUUAGGAUAUCAAGACUUAUAAGUCUGAUCAUUUAAUCUUUUAUGAGACUGCAUGCUGUUAGGUUCCAUUAGUUUAGUUUUCUCUAAAACAAUUCAAAUAUUAUCUAACAAUCUGUUAUUCCAAUUAGUUUGUAGUUGCUAAGAUAGAAUUGUCUUUUUUUGUAAACUGAUCGAUCAGCCUGACCAACUUGAGAACACCAACUUCUACAUUAGUAUUCCAUAAUCUGAGCAAGUCCGACUAUCAGUAUUGAGCCAUUAAUCUCUAAUACGGUUAAAAACAAUUCUAGCAUAAUUUGUUGCUUUUUCAGAUGAUAGAUACUUUACGACCUCACGUUUCUCUUUGUGUUUAUUCAUGUGUUAUGAGUCUCUACUUUUCUAGGUGACAUUAUAUUCUGAUCCUCAUCAAAUUCAUCCGACCUUGUCGUUUUUUGACAAAAAAUAACUAAAACGAAGUAAGAAUGACAAUAUCUGCAGAAUACGAUCAUAUCAUUCUAUAUCAUUGCUCUGUAGCCACCUAAAAGCUAGUGUGUUUAAUUAUUUUCAGUUAUUAAUAUUAUAAUAGAAAUAAACUGUCGAUAAGUUGUAUAUAAUAUGAAAGAAAUUAUGAAUCAAAGUUGUAAAAAGCAUGUUCUUUUUGUAAUUAUUUGAGACAAUAGUUCUAGUGUUAGGAUAAUUUUAUUAUGUAAUAAAACAAGAUUUUGAAGGUUCAAGAGGUCAAAAAGGGUAUGUGAGUGCAAUUCACUAAAUUAUGAUUACAAUCUAUCGUAUUCUACAAAUAUUUUCGUCCUUGCUUUGUUUAAACUUGUGAAGCAAAUCAAUUGCCUAAAAAGCUUUAUUCAUUCAAUGUCUUGAAUUUCUUCCUAAAUUCAACCUUUGCAACCGUUAAUUUAUUACUAUUUCAAAGAUAAACGACUCUUUCUAUCAUCCGUAUAUGUCAACUUGGUAGUCAUAGUUAAUCAUUAAAAUAUACUUUGGAUAAGUUUGUCGUGCUGUAAAGGAUUUCUUCUAAUCAAUGUUAGUUUUUAUUGACAAUGUUGAAGAAAUAAGUAACAAGCAUACUGAGUCCUGAAAUACUUCCUACUUUGCAAAGUACCACUACAUAAUGAACAAAGUUAUCACUUGGCUCUCGUUCUAGGGUAAUUUCGUUUGAUGACAAUAAACUUCACUGUAACGAACAGAUUCCAACAUUUAAAUAUUUUCUGGCAAAUAGUCAAAUAGGUUGAUCUGUAGACAGUCAUUAUCAUGGCUUUAAUUCUAAAGCAAAACCAGAAUUCGACAAUAAUUUCGCAUAAGCUUUCCAGUAAAUGUUUCAGACUAAUAAGUUGAUACCGUAAAUCUUUUUUCAAUGCAUCCACUACUCAUAUGUUAUGUAUUUCAAGUACAUAAAUUCUGGUACAGUAGGGGACCAGAAAAUACGCAACACAAGUGAAGGGUAGUACGAUCAAUAAAGAAAUAAACUGAAAUAAAAUUUAACAAGCAGUGUGGUUAAGUAGAUGAUAUGACUUGGAAAACGUUUCACCUAAAGAGAACCAUCUCCGUUAUGAAAAGCGUAAUUAGAAAAACAAUGUGUCACAAACUGAUCACCACUUUGCUCUCUCCACCCAGUCUCUGCUGUGGAAAUAAUCCGCAAUAUGGAAGCGACUGAAAUGUAUCUUAAAACAUGACCAAGUCAUCGAGGUCGGUGUUUCAAGAUGGCGAACUACAGUUUGUACAGCUAGGAAUUGUCAAUAAAACCCUACUUGAAAAGCGUGCCUUCAAAUUGAGUCAUUGAACCUGCACUUAGUUGAAGAAGUUAUGUUAUUUGUUAUUGUAUAAAGGUACGGCAUGAUCAUAACAGUGGAAGUUUUAUAAAAAUAUUUGAUUGGUCUUCGACAAUGUUACUGGUAGCUAUUUUCUAAUAAUCGAUCAUGAUGUAUAUUGAUUGACCUAGUUUCAGUUGUACUUUUAGUUUCAUCUCAUUCUUUUCGUUAAAGUCAAUGUUUUGAAGGUUAUUAGUCGAAAAAAGGCUUAAAUAUGGAGACUUUUAACAAAAUUCUAUUGAGUGCAUGGAAAGGAUGUAUAUUUAAAUGAACAAUUCAAAAUAUCGUUUAGUCUGUUGCAAAUAUGUAUAUUUUUCAAAUCCCUUUUAAUUAUAAGUCAUAUAAAGAGGGUGACUAAUAUCCUUUUGUUUCCAUUUGUCAUCAUUUCGCGUACUAGUAUAUAUUUAUUUGUGUAGUGUUUUGAAUAUAUAAACUAAAUAUUACCUGACACAGUUGCGAUACUUCAAAGCAAUCUAACUGACAAAGGUUGGCAAGAAGGGAAAAAUAAUGAUAUUACUGAUACCUUCAAUGCCAAUAAAAACUGAGAAAAUCAGUGAAAUAAAGUAAAAAGUAAUUAGAUGUAAAGUAAUCGGUGAUUGACUUUUAAAGAUGGACCUAUCUUACGGCUAUUAGUUUCAAAUCAAUAAUCAGUAGUAAAUCGUCAAUUUCAAUUGUUCCACAGACUCUACAAUUGCAUACUAUCACAUUUACUGGUGUAUUUUACUCAUGGAUUCGCUAGUUUUCAUGCAUCCAUAUAAAAUCUGUAAAUGUAUCGUAUAUUUUCUAAAUGGAUUUUAUUGUUCAUUUCAAAUUCGAGGCCACAACUUUCGUAUGAUAAAUUGACGUUUAAUUUUCAGUGGUUCUUCUUGGUACUCAUAUAAUUUACAUUUCAUAUUUCAUAUGAUCUCAUCAACAUCUGUUUGCGUUCAGUUUUUCUCAUUCAUAAAUCUAAAUAAAGAAAAGAGUCCAAAUGUUAAUAACGAAUACCAUUACUUCUAGGUUGUAAGAAGUUGAAAAGAAUCAAACAAUAAAUAAAUACAUUAGUUUCAUUUACACACCAGUGUUCUGUGUUUUUCUUAUUUUCUUUCUCACAUUUUAAAAUAGAAUAUGUCCAACGUUUCGCAAGUGAGGAAGCUUUAAAAGCUGAAGAGAAUAGAGAAGCUGAGUCUAGUUCCUCAGAUGGUGAGAGCUCCAUGUCAGACUACACGGAUGAUAUGGCUAGAGAUAUGGAGCUAUGAUACUAUCUUUUGUAGGAGUGGAAAUGCACUAAGAUUGGUCUAUGCUCGCUACCGCUCUGCUUUCAUGCCACAAAUUAUAAUUUCAAAAGUAAAACAAUAAUUAUCAUUACUAUUAUUAUUAGUUACUGCUAUCACUUAUUAUUGUAUUGGUAGUUUAAAAGAUGACACUCUAUCCUCUAUUGGUUUCUCUUCGGACUUCUCUUAACCUUUGUUAUUAAUAUUAUUAUUUUCUUGUCAAUCUUUGCGUGGUUAUUGUUCAAUGUUUGUUGAUAACUGAUUGAUUGGUCACUAAACUAGUGAACAACAACUUCGUGGUCUCUUAUAUUCUGCACUAUCGUAUAUAUAUAUAUAUAUAUAUAUAUAUAUAUAUAUAUAUAUAGCGUCGUUUUUGUACACAAGUUUUCACUUUUCACGGGUUGAAACAGUAUUUUUUGACCCUUUCAUUUCUUUUUGCUCUCUCUUUUUAAUAAUUUCUUAAAAUAAUAAAGAACCUCAUUCAUCUAUAGUACACAAAACUAUUUUUGCAAUCAAAUUAAUAAAAAAACACAAAAUUAUUGUUAUUAUCCACACGUAUGUUGCGAUUCUUAUGUAAUAGUACAGUUUCCGUAUUUAGACAAUCACAUUACAGUAUACUAUAUUCUUAAUUAACAUUACUGAGGAUAAGAAGUUUGUGUGUGUUAGAGUGGGGUAGAUUGAAUGUUUUCUUUCUCCUAAUGAAUAAAAGACGAAUCAUUUUCACUAUUCCAAUUCUUCAAGAUUGAUACAUUAGUGGAAUUGUGUUUAAGCGGCAUUUUUACAUAUGCACGCGUGCUCCCUACCAUAUUCGUCACUCUUUCAUUUCCAAUCUUUAUGAUUUAAUGGAGUUCCAGUAAAUAUAUAUACAUAUACAUUUGUGUUGUCUAGUUUAGUAUUUUAGUGCUCUUUCUGGUCGUUUAGUCUCUGUGUAGUUUAUGAACAUAGGAUUUGAUCUUCUAUAUAUGUGUACAAGAAUAGAUCGUGUGUAUGUAUGUAGAGCGCUUUAUUAUCUUUGAUACUAAUUACACCACUGAAAUUAAUCUGAUUUUUCUUCUGGCAGUUCGCCUUUCCUUUUUUAUUAUAAAACUAUUCUUUGGAGAUAAAAUCUAUACAUUAUAUUCUAAGUGAAUUUCAUCACAGGUUAUAAUGAAAAUAGAUUUAUACCUGUUGUGUUUUUCUUUCUCAAUUGCUCACAUACUCAGUACUUCUUAAUUUUAAUUUUGUUUGUUUGAAUAGAAAAAGAGAAAUACAUAAAUAAAAUCUUAUUUCGUGUUGAAGUUUUGUGAAUGAUAUCUUCUCCAGUAUUUUUAAGAACAAAAAAAUUGUUAAAUUACCAGUUACGUGUUCUCACUCUUCAUAAGUGUUCAAUUUACAUUAUUUCAGUUACUUUAUGAACUAUUUAAGUUUUCGUUUUUUAAAUAACUAUUUAACCUUUUAUUACAUAAGAGCAAAUUAUUUACAGUAAAUACAAUAACAUGUAAGAGGAAAAUACAAUAUAUUUCAAGUUGUGUUAAAAAGUUUUGACCAUCCUCUGAGGAUAUAUUAUUUCAUUUGUGUGGAAUUUGAUGGAUUAAUCGUUGAUGCUCCCUUAUAUAUGUGUGUGUGUGAUAUGGUAAUAAUAUCUAUUUAUUUACAGCGAUCAUACUUGUACUUGUUUCUUAUUUUUUCGUUAAUCUUACAUUUACACACACGUAAAAAGAUAUAACCUUGUGAACACAUCUAUAUUACUACUAUUAUUUUGUACAGAUAUUGCCAAUUAUAUCAUUAAUGGUGGCCAAUAAUUUGUAGUUUGAAACAGCUCAUUUUGCAUAUUUGGACAUGUUACAAAUUUGUUGAAUAUAAAAAUAUAUUGUUCAAGCAAAUAUCUUAAAUUAAAUUGUAUCACUGUUCUCUUACUCUUUUCUUUUUUAUGCAUCCUGUAUUGGAUGAUGAUUAUAUUUGGUAAACAGGAAGAAAGGCAACUUUUGAUUCUUUCAUUAUUAAAACUAAUGAUAUUCAUUAUUACUAUUGUUUAGUUCUUAUUAUAUUAAUAACUAAUUGCUCUAGGUCCAUGUAUUCCAAACAUUAAAUUACUAAAUCUCAUCAAAGCUUAUCAAAAAAACAAUUACAGAUAAAUAAUAGGUCAGAUUUUCAGUUAAAUGAAGGGUAGUUUGAUCAGUAGACGAAGAAAAAUGAUGGACUUGGAAUAUUCAGUUAUUUAAUUUCCAACUAUAUGACCCUGAAUUGAUCGCCUCGUCCCAACUUCAGUUUAGGAAGCUGGAUACUAUCACUGAGCAUUAAAUGAAAAAUGUCUGGCUUAAUAUUGAGUAAAUGAAUCUGUAUUUGACAAGUGGAUUACAUCAUUAUUCAUUAUCAACUACACUAAAUAAUGUGUCACGAACUAAACCAAGUAACCAGCAAGUUUUAAGUUUUCUAGGGUUUGUAUCCUAUGAAUCAAUUCAGUUCUUAACAGAAUUUUUAAUUUAUUGUAAAUCCCAGGUUCAAAUCAUGGAUAUUUCAAUAGUUGUAAAUAUGAGAAAAUAUUAUACAUUGCAAUAAAAAUACGAAGUCUACCAGGUUUUAUAUUUAUAAUUAAAUGGAAGUCGACCU
Molecule: messenger RNA, 9250 nt
Organism: Schistosoma haematobium
Lineage: Eukaryota; Metazoa; Platyhelminthes; Trematoda; Strigeidida; Schistosomatidae
Product: Ubiquitin-conjugating enzyme E2 H
Exons: 7
Coding region: 498-929 (143 amino acids)
Biological process (GO): protein polyubiquitination; ubiquitin-dependent protein catabolic process
Cellular component (GO): nucleus
Molecular function (GO): ubiquitin conjugating enzyme activity
Source: RefSeq, a predicted model, not a curated record